Molecule: messenger RNA, 418 nt
Organism: Staurois parvus
Lineage: Eukaryota; Metazoa; Chordata; Amphibia; Anura; Ranidae
Source: the annotation of a GenBank genome assembly
UCUCUGCCCCUCCCACAAUGGUGAGAUUUCCAUGCAAUAGUUUGUGUCUCUGCCCCUCCCACAAUAGUGAGAUUUCCUGCAGUACUGUAGUUUGUGUCUCUGCUCCUCCCACAACAGUGAGAUUUCCAUGCAAUAGUUUGUGUCUCUGCCCCUCCCACAAUAGUGAGAUUUCCUGCAGUACUCUUGUGUCUCUGCCCCUCCCACAAUGGUGAGAUUUCCAUGCAAUAGUUUGUGUCUCUGCCCCUCCCACAAUAGUGAGAUUUCCUGCAGUACUGUAGUUUGUGUCUCUGCCCCUCCCACAACAGUGAGAUUUCCAUGCAAUAGUUUGUGUCUCUGCCCCUCCCACAAUAGUGAGAUUUCCUGCAGUACUGUAGUUUGUGUCUCUGCCCCUCCCACAACAGUGAGAUUUCCAUGCAGU